AAAGUUGGAGAAAAGCUGCGGUGAUAAAAUGGAGAGAGGAGCUGAGAGUGGGCUGAGGAGCCUGGCGGCGCUGGAGACCUCCACAAUCCUGCCCUUUUACUCCCUGCGUCGAGUGCAGCACAAACAGCGAUAAGGUAGACUGCAUUCACCUCUUACCUAAGGAGAAGAUCGUUCUUAUGUAGAACGUGAUUGUGAUCCUUUAUCAUCCCUGACUGUUGUGGUGUCGAAAGCUUUUGUCAGUGCCUUUGGCUGGAACGGGUUAUGAGGAUGUGCCGCCCGUAUCGGGUGCGAAGGAUCCUGACGUGAUGGGGUGCAGGACGAGCAAGGUCCUCCCAGAACCACCAGCAGACGUGCAGCUAGAUCUAGUCAAGAAGGUCGAUUCUCAGCAAACUGAUGUUUAUAAGAACUUUAUUCGUGUGGAUGACACUGACAAAAAAAACGGCUCUCCCUCCCCUCAGGGUCAAAGCCAAGCUACAGGUGCUUCCACUAAUCCCCUUAUGGCAGGAAAAGGCCAGCUGGAGCCCUCUGAACCACGGCGAAACAAAGUGGCCAAGUACCGGGCCAAGUUUGACCCUCGGGUGACGGCUAAGUAUGAGAUUAAGGCGCUUAUUGGUCGCGGCAGCUUCAGCCGGGUGGUGCGGGUCGAGCACAAGGGUACACGGCAGCCAUAUGCCAUCAAGAUGAUUGAGACUCGAUGGCGUGAAGGUCGCGAGGUGUGCGAGUCGGAGCUGCGGGUCUUGCGGCGUGUGCGCCAUACGAAUAUUAUCCAGCUGAUGGAGGUUUUUGAGACGGCCGAGCGUGUGUACAUGGUGAUGGAGCUGGCCACAGGAGGUGAGCUCUUUGACCGCAUCAUCGCACGUGGUUCCUUCACUGAACGAGAUGCCACACGUGUUCUCCGCAUGGUACUGGAUGGGGUGCGCUACCUGCACAUGCUGGGCAUCACUCACCGUGACCUCAAGCCUGAGAACCUGCUCUACUACCACCCUGGUGCGGACUCCAAGAUCAUGAUCACAGACUUUGGUCUAGCGAGUACACGCAAAAAGGGGGAUGAAUGCCUUAUGAAAACCACUUGUGGCACACCUGAAUACAUCGCACCUGAAAUCCUAGUACGCAAGCCCUACACCAAUGCUGUGGACAUGUGGGCGCUGGGGGUUAUCUCCUACAUCCUGCUCAGUGGUACCAUGCCCUUUGAGGAUGACAACCGCAUGCGCCUUUAUCGGCAGAUCCUGAAGGGGAAGUACAGCUUCUCUGGGGAGGUUGGCAUAGGAAACCCGUGGCCGAGUGUGUCCAACUUGGCGAAGGACUUCAUUGACCGCGUGCUUACUGUGGACCCGGGCGAGAGGUUGACCGCUGGCCAGGCGCUCAAGCACCCUUGGAUUGUUAGCAUGGCUGCUUCAUCUUCAAUGAAGAACCUACAGCGCUGCAUCUCUCAGAACCUGCUCAAGAGGGCGUCGUCGCGCUGCCAAAGCACAAAGUCGGCACAGUCGACGCGCUCCAGCCGCUCGAGCAAGUCAGGCCGAGCACGGCGUGUCCGAGAGAAGGAGCUGAGAGAGCUGAACCGCCGCUACCAGCAGCAAUACAACGGCUGAGGAAAACAACCCGCGGUCACACUGCACACGCUGGUACCGACACUCUGGGACCUACUAGACAUGUGCCGAUGAACUUUUCUAUGAUCUUUUACAAACCUAUUUCAGGGUUCUGUCACUGUUCCUGAAUUCUAUUCAGAAGGCAGCCUGAGAUUUAAAGGCCUCUUCACAUGAAGGUGAUCCCAUAAUCCUGUUCACCAAAUAUGGAAUUAAUAAUAAUCUGGUUUUCUGUGACUCCAUAAUCCUUUUUUUAGUCCUUUUUCAACUAUCCUUAUACCUUGUAAGAAAUUAUAUCAUGAGGGAAAAACUAAGCGAUUACCUCGAUAUAAAUCGGCACAUGCCUAGGACCCACAUGCUGUGAGCAGAGGAGGUGACGUGUACUUUUAAGUCUGAUGCAAGAACUCUGAGACGUCACCAUUGCUAACCACAGAGCCAAUUAGCAAAGUAUAUCUCACUCAUUCUCCAGUCCAUUUCUGUGCUGGUGUUUUUUUUUCUUAAUUUUCAUGUUAUUUUGUGUGUCAUUUCCCCCUUAUUUAUUUAUUGUUAAUGUUUUUUUUCCUUUCAUUGUUAUUGUCUGAUUACGCCUUUUACCUGAUUGUAUUAUCUGUUGAACAGAAUUCGACAUAAGGAAGUUGCAGGAAGGACUACUAAAUCUGUGUUCGCUGUUUUCAGACCUUCCUGAUUUUUGCUGUGAAUUUUUUUUUUAGGCGUUAUAGUUAUUCUCUGUGAGGUGAAAUCGAUGCUGUUAAAGGUUUCCCAUUGAUCAAAGUUUAUUGCACCAAAAUUAAUUGAAAAACGUGAAGGUUCAGCGUUGCCAAUUCUUUCUCGAAGAAACCACUUAGACAAAGUUAUUUUAUAUGGUAAUUAUUUACAAUGAGUUCUCUAUUGAUACUCCUUCAACAGUCAUGUAAUCCCCAUCACUAAGCAAUUAGAUUUACAGUAUGUAACAUCAAGUGACAGGAUGUUUUUAUCUUUACAUGAAAUGAACACUCCAAGCUUUCGAGCUAAUAUGUCAUAGAAUUGUUUUGUAUGUUUUGUAUGUUAUAUUACUGUGAACAAAUCAUUCAGCCCAUUACACCAGCUCACAUAUGGGAUUUUGAGUACUUUGGAUUUGUUACAAGGUGAAUGUGCAUAUUUUGUUACAAGGAUCAGUUUGGUAUCCUGUCUUAAAUUUUGCCACACUUGGGAAACGUUCCUCUGAUAUUUAUUAGUAUCCAUUACUGCCGUAUUCAUUUAGAAAAUGAAAGAUGUUUGUUUCUGCUCCCCAUUUGAAGAAAUCUACAUUUGAAGCAAUUAGAGCAUCAUAGCUUUCAACCUAUUGAAAAAUAAUGACCAUAUUGUUCGCAUACUUAUCUGCUAGACCUUUCUCAUUCAAACCUGAAACUUGUUUAUUAAUUGACACAAAAAUUUGGGGGUGGGAGGGACAUGAAAUUCUACUUCUUUUUUUUGUUGUUGGGAAAACCACUGUUUUAUAAUUUUGUUUUAACUGAAUAGAAAGUUGUUUUUAAGGAAGGAAAUAUAAUUGAACCCACAUGAGUUUAUUAAUCAAAUUUAUAGUUUGCCAAAUUGUCAAAAGGAAAUGCACCAAAAAACCAAAAGGAAAAGGAGUAGCAAGUUCCUGAAUUUCUCAAGAUGUACAAUAUGUGGAGCUCAGUUUUUUGUGUAAACUUAGUUUGAUAAAUGUUUGUUUUCCUCCUUUGGUGAAUCUGAUACAACACUGCCUCUUGAAGGAAUAGUGUAAAUAUCUAUUGUAUUUGAUGUUUAUGCUUAAAUGAAGAUUAAUGUUUGAUCAUGUACUAUACCCCCCCAAUCAAAUGUCUGAAUGAAAGAGUUCCAUAUAAAACGUUUUACAUGAUU
Silurus meridionalis is the source of this 3443-nucleotide messenger RNA. It is a transcript of the gene pskh1, whose product is annotated as protein serine kinase H1. The coding region runs from base 306 to 1589 and encodes 427 amino acids. The transcript has 4 exons. Gene Ontology annotation, molecular function: protein kinase activity; ATP binding. Gene Ontology annotation, biological process: protein phosphorylation. The record is from RefSeq and is a predicted model, not a curated record. NCBI's taxonomy places the organism in Eukaryota, Metazoa, Chordata, Actinopteri, Siluriformes, Siluridae.